CAAUUUUUAUGUUAAAAAAAAAAAAAAAAAAAAUAAAGAAAGAGUGUUCAUAUCAACAGGAAGAAAAAGAAUUGUGAAGGAAAAAUUAGGAAUUUAAAAUUUGAAAGAAAGACGGCUCUUAGUAAUAGGGAUUUGAGAUAAAAAGAAGCGAUGAAUCUAAUCAAUUCGUUCCUUUUGGUUUUGAAGAGGGUCGUCACCAUCAUCAUUCGCUGAAGACAUUUUCUAAGAAUGAAUUAAAACUCGCACCACUCAACUCAACCCAACCCAACUUGCUCGUCCGCCGCCGUCAUAAACUCCGUCCAUCCAGGUUCCUGGACUGAUGGCGAAUAAGUCCAAAGAAGAACCGAAAACUGCUCCUGAGCCUGAUAGAUGGUACAAUCUCACCUUAGGAUCUUCUUUCAAAGAUGAUUCCUCUAACAAAUAUUGUACUCUUCGAUACGAAUUUAAACCUGCUUCAGUCGAUAAGACUAAGCCUGGAUUACUACGCAAGACCAAAGAGAAUCGAGUCUCUGUCGAAUUUCAUAACAAUCAGAUUGGAAAACCUAAAGUCACAUUUGAGGGUAAUAGCGAGGAAUACAAAGAAAAUGAUGCUGUUUUGUUCUUUGAUGGUCAGACACUUCGAUUGGAGCGUCUUGAUAGGGCCGUAAAGCAACUGCGCCAUCUUCGUAAGCCUGGUGAGUCUUCAGCUGCUGUGGCUGGAUCUGUUACUGCCCCAUCUGGACCGGCUUUGGAUCUUCGGUCAUCUCCAAUUGGGAAGCCUGUAAAACCAGCCUCUUUUGGUAGUGGCAGGAGCUCAAAUCAAGCUAUACCAGUUGAAGUGGAGCGUAUUGAUAUUGGUGAACCUGAAAAUACUGGCAUCAAAUUUGAUUCUAAAAGGUCAUCUGAUCAUCUAGCUGAACUACCCACUGUUUCUGCUACCUCACCAGCUGCCAUAAAUGGAGUUGAGGAACAUCGAGAAAUAGAUAUUAAUGACCUUUUUGGCAGUGGAACACCUGAGGAUGACAAUGAUAUUGAAGAAAGGGAUAAUGUUGAAGAAAAGGAUAAUGUUGGAUUUGACAUGAAUGUUCCACUCACUGAUGAUGAGAUCGCUGAUGUGGAUGAUAGUGGUGAUGAGGUGGACAAAGGACCCAAUGCUGCUGAGGCUCUGAGAGCCCACAUGAAUGCAGAGGGGAGAGAGGAGCAAACAUCUACUUCUAGCAGUAGUAGUGGCAGUGGAAGCAGUAGUGCUAGUGGUAGUGGGAGCAGUAGCAGCAGUGACAGUGAUGGCAGCGACGAAGACUCGGUUAACUCAAUAUAAAAUUGCACAACUGUGGGUUUUUUCUUUCUUUUCCUUUUACCAUAUAUCGUUUUUGUUGCAAAUAAUCCAAUAUAUAGAAUGUGUUUAGCAAGCCUGGGUUAGAAGAAUGUAGAUUCUAAAAGGUUGGGAAUUUUGUUAACGCUGAUAUGUGUGACAAUUAGAGUGCAAGAAGUUAUUAAUGAUAUGGUAUAUUUGAUGUUUUAAACUGUCUU
Molecule: messenger RNA, 1509 nt
Organism: Medicago truncatula (barrel medic)
Lineage: Eukaryota; Viridiplantae; Streptophyta; Magnoliopsida; Fabales; Fabaceae
Product: ell-associated factor Eaf
Exons: 4
Coding region: 320-1297 (325 amino acids)
Biological process (GO): transcription elongation by RNA polymerase II
Cellular component (GO): super elongation complex
Molecular function (GO): transcription elongation factor activity
Source: RefSeq, a predicted model, not a curated record